This is a messenger RNA of Entelurus aequoreus (snake pipefish), 3734 nucleotides long. RefSeq names its product nudix (nucleoside diphosphate linked moiety X)-type motif 8 (gene nudt8). Lineage: Eukaryota; Metazoa; Chordata; Actinopteri; Syngnathiformes; Syngnathidae. The coding region runs from base 1335 to 2477 and encodes 380 amino acids. The record is from RefSeq and is a predicted model, not a curated record. Gene Ontology annotation, molecular function: coenzyme A diphosphatase activity. The transcript is spliced from 5 exons.
CUUUGUGUCCAUGGUAACAACACACCUCGCACACAUACUCCCUGUCCUCAUGGCAAAAGAGGUCCAGGGGCCGGUUGUGUUUUGGACAAGGUCUGGGAGUCGAUGUGGGAAGUUGAGGGCACACACUGCCUUCCUGUGAUCCCAUAUAAGUUCUAUAUCCAAUGUCCCUAUCCCAUAACUCCAGAUAGACAGGCUCUGAUGGCGGAGCAGAAGAGAACAUCGAAGAGCCACUUUGUGUGAGGGUGUUGGUCCUCAGCUUCUCCAUAGCGUCCACGAGAACCGUGCUCUUAGCCAGUGUAGGUCGAGGAUUGAAGCGCUGCCGGCAUUGGGGGCAUCUGUACUGGCCCUUGCUGUCCCCUAUGUCCCAGUGGCUUUGGAUACAAGUCAAACAGUAAGAGUGUCCACAGGGUAGAGUUGCUGGGUCCUUCAGGCUCUCCAGGCAUACGGAGCAUGCAAAGGUCUCUUCUUCAGACCAGGCAGCGGCCGCCAUGAGUGUGAUGGGGUCAGGAACUCCGCUUUCCAAGGCGUCAGAAGUCACAAGUUGUUCCCUCGAGCUGAUGAAACACACUAGAUAGUAGAUUGUAAAAUGACAGGUCAUAUCAUUGGCAUGCUACUUAAACUAGUUUAUCUGGUUCUGGAGAGUUUCUCUCUAAAUAGGGGGGUUUAAGUCUGUGAAACUAUAUGGUUUUAUGGUUAUGGUUUAUGGGUUUACUCUUUCCAGACUACAUAUUCAUGGUGUAUUUAAUAUGAUGACACUAACAAUAAUUAUUGUGUUUACAUUAUGGCAUAUAAGGGUUUGUUUACUCGGUCAUUUACUAAUAGGGGGGUAGGAAUGGGUAGACAAAUGUACUGAUAAAAAGGAAAUAAAAUUAAAAAAGUGUUAAACAAAAAGAAAGAAUAAUCAAUGAGUAAAAAAAAUAAAGAAAAUUAACUUAAGCUACAAAUUACCAUAAAUUAUAUAAUGUAAAUACGAGUAGAUAAAAUAAAAAUACUGUAGAUUUAACAAAAAAUAGAAAAUAAAUUAUACAAAACUAUUUGUAAUUCCUAUGCGUGUGUCGGCAUGGGACAUUUUAAAAGAUACUGUAUUGGUGACUGGUGAUGUAAACAGCAAGGAAUGCAGGGUUUGCCCAACAUGUCGUCAGACUCAGUAAAAAAAACACACACAAAAAAACCAAAGUGCUAUUCUUACCUGCCUUGUUGACACUAAUUGGACAAAAAUGAUGUGAAACAGGUUUUGCGUGGUGACUGCGCAGUGAGGGCAACAGUGACGGACAUGAAAGGACCCGGCGCCAUUUUGACUUAUGGCUGCCGGUUAGCUUGGCGGCAGGCUAAAAAUGCAGUGUGUUCAACUUUCCAGCAUGUUCCGGGGCCCACAGAUGGGGAUUGGGUCAUUGCUGCGACUAAUUGAGGCCCACACAAGUGCUGGAUGGCGUCUAAAAGAAUCCUUCCUGCACACAGAGACUGUAUAUUGUCUAAAAAAGUGCUUUCUUUUUAGCACUAACUGUGAAAAUCAAUUGCAGCAAGAGGCCUCAUUUCAAGACCUUAACUCCAAGGUCCCUGCAAAGUCCAAACUAUUGUAUUCUUUUUGGAAGCACACUGAAGUGCAGGAUUAUGUCCAGAACCCAAAAACUGUGAAUGCGCAUCAGGACUUUGUAUCCGGUCUUCCACUCUGGAGAAGACGUGGGAACAUUUUCAAGCCGUCGCACUCGCAUUUCACUAAUAAAAGUUACGGUAAUCAUUUCAGUAAUGGACAAAGAUCUUUACAAUGGUUAAAAAUCCAGAACAAAGCACAGGCAUAUAGCCACUCUUUUAACCAAACCAGAGCAGUUCUUGGUGCUUGGAGUGAUUGUCUAACACAGGAAAAUGAAAACAGGUGUCGACAACUCCUGGGGCCCAAUGUGACAAUGUAUAAAGUGGACAAAGAGAGAAAGGGGGGCAGUCUGAGCAAAGGAAAAAGUCAGGGAAGAUGGGCGUCCAUUCUAGUGUCUCUCUGUAGUGUAGGAAAUGAACCGGCAUUUCUCUUCACACUGCGCUCCAGAACGCUCACGGGCAGGCACAAAGGAGACGUCAGCUUUGCAGGGGGCAAGAGUGAUCCGUCAGACACUGAUGUGGUGGCCACUGCACUGAGGGAGGCACGGGAGGAGCUCGGUGUCAGUGUCUCUUCAGAAAGGGUGUGGGGUGUUCUCAAGCCUCUUAGGGACAUGUCAGGGAUGAUGGUUGCUCCUGUGCUGGCUAAUGUUGGUCCUUUCGAGGAGUUAUCCUUCAAACCAAACCCAGGAGAGGUGGAAGAGAUUUUCACAUUGUCCGUGCCCCAUUUGUGCGACCCUCAAAACCGUGGCUACACACACUUCCGCACAGGGGACAAGUACGGCUACACGUUGCCGGUGUUUCGUAACGGGAAGCAUCGAGUGUGGGGACUGACUGCUGUUGCCUUAGACCAGACGCUGAAGCUUCUUGUCCCGCCACACCCGCAGUGAAGGUUGAAGAUUUUCGUAUUUGAAAAUGUGCAAUCAAGUUUAGUGUGGCACAUUCAUCUGAAUACCACUCUCCCUGGUAGUUUGACCUAUACAUGAUUACUGUAUUAUUACAUAAAUAUUCACAUAGGGGAAAAACUUCCCUAAAAAUCCUGUGAUGUGAAAUGAGCAGCUUUAAUAUGAAUCAAACAAUUUUUUAUUUACCGGUAGUUGUGAAAAAAAUAUUUGCACAGAUGAAAAAAACUAGUUAUUUAUGAUGCAAAGCUAUAUAAGCUAUAUAUGUGAACACCUUUAUAGUAUACAUACACACAUCACAAUGUGGUGUGUUGAAGAACAAAUGCAUUAAAGAAACUAAAAAGUUUGUUGAAAGUAGUUUUUAUUGGUCAUGUAUUUCUAACAAGACAAAUCGUGUGGCUAGUAUGCCAAGUUGAUUUGCUGGACGUCAUUGCAAAUUUAUCUGUGGACAUAAAUCAUUGCGAUGAUUUGCAAAUGGACUCUUCUUUUUUGAAGACCUUUUGCACAAAAAAUUUAGGUGUGGAGUUUCAUUAUUUAUGUCCCUGUGGGCAUAUCCUGAGUAGAAAUAGCUUUCCCCCCCACACCUCUCUCAAACAAGCGGCCCACCACUGUAGGAGACCAAACAACCCUUAAAGAAAUGCAUGGCACGGCAUGGGAGAGCAAACCACAAAACACCACUAAAUAGAGGAGGAAGUUUACACUAAUGCUUACAACAAUGUCCUCUCUUCCCCAAAGAUUGUCUCCAUCCACAGGAAGUUGUUUUGCCACCAGGAUUUAGUAUGCAGGACGGUCAUUCACCAGUCACGUCGGGUAAUCAUAACAACAACUAUUGGGACAUAAACACCAGAGACAUAAAUAGAGAGACUGUUUGCCUAAAAUUUUAGAACUGAAGAAGCCUUUUGGACAAAUACUGAAACGUCUUUAACAAACAGGAGUCCAAUCCCCUCGAUUCACCCAUUACGGAUUAUCACAACAUGGAUAACUGAGAAUCACAGUCAUAAUUGUGAUGGACUAUGAAUCCUUGCUGAGAAGGCAUAUCAUUCUAGUCUUGAGUGAGGCAUUUGUUUUGGUGCUAUGUUUUUCUGUUAUGUUUGUUGGAUAUUUAAACCGAUUACAGUCAACCAGCUACUUAAGCAGUGCCCAUGAUUGUAUAUGUUGGUGGUGCUGUUGUGCAAGGUGCUGCAAACUCGUAGUUUCAAAUCAGGAUGAAGUACAAUAAAACGGCUUUGACUGCUUUUUUGGUGU